This is a messenger RNA of Podarcis lilfordi (Lilford's wall lizard), 303 nucleotides long. NCBI's taxonomy places the organism in Eukaryota, Metazoa, Chordata, Lepidosauria, Squamata, Lacertidae. The record is from the annotation of a GenBank genome assembly.
AUGACUUUGCUUAAAAGAGUGUUGGAGGCUUGCACCCCCCCCCAUAAAAGUCACCUCAAAUUCUUUAUUCUGUGGGGUUGGUUCAUACACUUCAUUUUGGCAGUGAUCCUCAGAGGUAACUUGGGCUGCUGUGUGAUGAGGCCUUUUCAUCUCCUGUUCUUUCUACUCCCUCACCCCUUUCUUGAACAAGAAGAAUUCCUCUACAGCUUUUUACAUAGAGUGCCUGGUAAGCAGUUACCUUUGAUGCAGGGAGGGUGGGGACAGCACACCCAUUCAUUUACUGCUGAAAGGAUCACAGCCUAG